Rhinopithecus roxellana (golden snub-nosed monkey) is the source of this 1473-nucleotide messenger RNA. Its product is annotated as cytochrome P450 2W1. The coding region runs from base 1 to 1473 and encodes 490 amino acids. Gene Ontology annotation, molecular function: heme binding; iron ion binding; oxidoreductase activity, acting on paired donors, with incorporation or reduction of molecular oxygen, reduced flavin or flavoprotein as one donor, and incorporation of one atom of oxygen. The record is from RefSeq and is a predicted model, not a curated record. Gene Ontology annotation, cellular component: intracellular membrane-bounded organelle; cytoplasm. NCBI's taxonomy places the organism in Eukaryota, Metazoa, Chordata, Mammalia, Primates, Cercopithecidae. Gene Ontology annotation, biological process: xenobiotic metabolic process. The transcript has 9 exons.
AUGGCCCUGCUGCUCUUGCUGCUCCUGGGCCUCCUGGGGCUCUGGGGGCUGCUCCGUGCCUACGCCCAAGACACCUCCCCAGCCCCCCGGUGGCCCCCGGGGCCUCGCCCGCUGCCGCUCAUCGGGAACCUGCACUUGCUGCGUCUGUCGCAACAGGACCGGUCCCUGAUGGAGCUCUCGGAACGCUACGGGCCGGUGUUCACCGUGCACCUGGGGUGCCAGAAGAUGGUGGUGCUGACAGGGUUCAAGGUGGUCAAAGAGGCGCUGGCAGGCCCUGGGCAGGAGCUAGCCGACCGCCCUCCCAUCGCCAUCUUCCAGCUCAUCCAGCGAGGUGGAGGCAUCUUCUUCUCGUCCGGGGCGCGCUGGAGAGCUGCCCGCCAGUUCACGGUGCGUGCCCUGCACAGCCUGGGCGUGGGCCGGGAGCCGGUGGCUGAUAAGAUUCUGCAGGAACUGAAAUGCCUUUCGGGGCAGCUGGAUGGCUAUGGAGGCCAGCCCUUCCCGCUGGCCCUACUGGGCUGGGCUCCCUCCAACAUCACCUUCAUGCUCCUCUUCGGCCGCCGGUUCGACUACCGGGACCCUGUGUUCGUGUCCCUGCUGGGUCUCAUCGAUGAGGUCAUGGUCCUCUUGGGGUCCCCUGGCCUGCAGCUGUUCAACGUCUACCCCUGGCUUGGGUCCCUGCUCCAACUGCACCGGCCCGUCCUGCGAAAGAUCGAGGAGGUCCGCGCCAUUCUGAGGACACUCCUGGAGGCGCGGCGGCCCCACAUGCGCCCAGGGGACCCCGUGUGCAGCUAUGUGGAUGCCCUGAUCCAGCAGGGCCAGGCGGAUGACCCCGAGGGCCUGUUUGCUGAGGACAACGCAGUGGCCUGCACCCUGGACAUGGUCAUGGCCGGGACGGAGACGACCUCAGCCACACUGCAGUGGGCCACACUUCUGAUGGGCCGGCACCCGGACGUGCAGGGCCGGGUGCAGGAGGAGCUGGACCGCGUGCUGGGCCGUGGGCGGCCUCCCCGGCCGGAGGACCAGCAGGUGCUGCCCUACACCAGCGCCGUGCUCCACGAAGUGCAGCGGUUCAUCACGCUCCUGCCGCACGUGCCCCGCUGCACCGCCACCGACAUGCAGCUGGGCGGCUUCCUGCUCCCCAAGGGCACGCCCGUGAUUCCCCUGCUGACUUCGGUGCUGCUGGAUGAGACACAGUGGCAGACCCCAGGCCAGUUCAACCCGGGCCAUUUCCUGGACGCGAACGGGCACUUCGUGAAGCGGGAGGCCUUCCUGCCUUUCUCUGCAGGCCGCCGUGUCUGUGUCGGGGAGCGCCUGGCCAGGACGGAGCUCUUCCUGCUGUUUGCUGGCCUCCUGCAGAAGUAUUGCCUGCUGCCCCCGCCUGGCAUCAGCCCGGCCUCCCUGGACACUACGCCUGCCCGGGCUUUCACCAUGCGGCCGAGGGCCCAGGCCCUGUGCGCAGUGCCCAGGCCCUAG